This is a messenger RNA of Postia placenta MAD-698-R-SB12, 1566 nucleotides long. RefSeq lists its product as hypothetical. The coding region runs from base 186 to 1211 and encodes 341 amino acids. The record is from RefSeq and is a predicted model, not a curated record. NCBI's taxonomy places the organism in Eukaryota, Fungi, Basidiomycota, Agaricomycetes, Polyporales, Adustoporiaceae. The transcript is spliced from 5 exons.
CCAUCUUGACGCGCUCCUUUUAACGCGUAACAGGUUCCCCUCUCCCCUCACAGAGUCAGGACCGUCCACUCCUUCCACCCCGUCACUCUUUUUGUGCUCCGGCGUUGCUCUCGGUGUCUAUCUUCACCCACCUUCACAACGCCCCUGCCUUCGUCUCUGACUGCUCUUCUUCGUUUCUCACCGAAAUGUUCGCACCUAUCUUCUUCGCUGCUCUCACUGCCGGCUCCGCGCUUGUGCUCGCCGAUCCGGGCCCUACGACCCCCAGCCCCGGUGCUGUCUACAAUGAAGGCGCAAACUGUGAUGUUGCGUGGAAUGCAGACACCUCGGGCGUCUGGAAAACCAUGAACAUUGAGCUCAUGACCGGAAGCAACCUGGCCAUGCAAUUUCUGAAGACUGUGGCAACCGUUGAUGGAACCGAUCCGAACAAAAACAGCUACAGCUACUCGUGUCCCGAAGUUGACCCGAACUCGGCUAUUUACUUCUAUCAAUUUAGCUCGCCGUACUCGGACUCGCUCUACUGGACUGGCCGCUUCGCCAUCGCGGACAAGGACGGCAACACAACCCCGCCAAGCCAGUGGACCGUAUACAGCGGUAACAAUAACGUCACUUGGGGUGUCGGUUCGCUUGUCGGCGAUUCCGAUCCAGGUUCCGCCCCCGCUUACGGUGAAAGCACUGCAGCGGCUCCAUCGGCCUCGUCAGGUGCCUCAGGGCCCGCCUCUACAACGUCAGCUAGCUCUUUCUCUUCCACUCCCGUUAUCUCAUCAUUUACCGUUUCUGCCGUUUCUACCGCUUCCACUGCAUCUACUGUCCCUACUGACUCUACCGCCUCUACCGCCUCUACCGCCUCUACCGCCUCUACCGCCUCUACCAACUCUACCGCUUCCAUUGGCACCACCUCCAGUGCCGUAUCCGACUCGUCCUCGAUCAGCGGGCCACCAGUGGACACUACCGUAAUUGUCUCAGGCCCUGCAGCGACGACCACCCCGGUCACAAUCGUCACCGUCACCCGUAGCUCUGCAAUCGGCACUGGCGUCUCAAGCCCGGUCAACCCCACGGCUGACAGUAACGGUGCUGAUGGUUCCAGUGAUGGUUCUUCUCCGACGGCUGCCGCCAACGCCAGUGCUGCCGCCGCUCUCAAGGUCAACACCUACGUCUUCCGCGCAGCUAUCGCCCUGGGCGCCGCCGCGCUCACCUUCGUCGUAGCGUUCUAACAUACCCGUCUGCUACAAAUUCCCUAACUUAAUUGGCAUGUCACCUUCUCACGACCGCACCCGUGUGUCUGCUCUAACGUUGAUAGAUUCACUGUCCUUAUUGUUGUACUGAUCUUGGCCUUCCGGGUAUGUUUGCCGUACUGUUGAGUUCUUUCGUCACGCAUGGAUCUGUGCAUGUAUUUGAGCUCCCCAAGUCCGUAUUGGCGCUGUUCGCUUGCCUCGCUGUUCAUUUAGCUAAUAUACAAUAUUUAUUUGGUUGUAUACGAAUAGGUGCUUAAAACUUCUGUUUGUCGUCGUUGGGUUCUUGAUCGCUAGUUGACUGGUAGUUCCUAAUACUGACAUGCGUCUGGAGUGG